Molecule: messenger RNA, 1759 nt
Organism: Micropterus dolomieu (smallmouth bass)
Lineage: Eukaryota; Metazoa; Chordata; Actinopteri; Centrarchiformes; Centrarchidae
Gene: tmprss13a
Product: transmembrane serine protease 13a
Exons: 13
Coding region: 1-1518 (505 amino acids)
Biological process (GO): proteolysis
Cellular component (GO): membrane
Molecular function (GO): protein binding; serine-type endopeptidase activity
Source: RefSeq, a predicted model, not a curated record
AUGGCAAAGCAUGACCCGAACGAGCCCCCUCCUCCUUACUACUCUGUUGCUGUGCACACCCAGCCACCCCACAUUGCCUAUGAGGAGGUGGUGUGUGGCGUGGGUCCAGGCCUGACACCCCCCACCCAUCCACACUACAUCCCCCGGUAUCCAUCACCUGUGGUUGUUCCCCAAGUCACACAUUCAAGCAUUUGUGAGUGUUUUCCGCAGCUCCCAUAUUCCCCCAGCAGACAGAGGAGGAGAUGCUUUGAGAGUAAGGCCCAGUGUUAUGGAGGGUCAGGGGGAGUGAUACUGGUGAUCACUCUGCUGGCACUGGCCAUCUGGCUUGGAGUUCGCUAUAGCACCCGGUUGGCAACAGUAACGGUCGAUGACGACGAUGAUGACGAUGAUCACAGAUAUGAAAUUCUGUCUUUGCCAAAGUUUGACACCUGCCCCAACAAUACUGUCCAAUGUGAUGGGAUAAGAGACUGCCAACUGGGCACUGACGAAACAAAUUGUGUGAGGUUUGGUGAGGAUGGCGUUCUGCAAGUUAAGUCAUCUCAAGAUGGUCGCUUCCUACCAGUGUGCUACAAGGGCUGGGACGACAGCUACGCCAACCAAACCUGUGCUCAGCUAGGAUUCAGAAAGUCCUAUGUCACCAAACCCAUUAAAUCCCAAGAGUCCACUGGUUUAACAUUGACUAGAAGAUCGUCUUUGCCUAUCCAGGGUCUGGUAAAAGUCAAUUCUUCCUGUACAGGCCAGGAGACUGUCUUCCUGCAGUGUACGGACUGCGGUCGUCAGCAGUCUUUAGCCCGGAUUGUUGGGGGCAGCACAGCAAAGACAGGUCAGUGGCCAUGGCAGUUGUCGCUCCACUUCAGAGGAUACCACGUCUGUGGAGGAGUUCUGAUCUCUCCUGAUUUUGUGCUGACUGCUGCCCACUGCUUCCCAAGAAGCAACUCCUUAAUUCUCUUGGUGGACAACUGGAAAGUGUAUGGUGGAGUGGUGUCUCUGGACAGACUACCUCAGCCCUACCUGGUUAAGAAUAUCCUACUGAACGAGAACUAUGACAGCAAAACUAAUGACCAAGACAUAGCUCUGCUCCAACUUACGUCACCAGUUCUUUUCAAUGAUAAAGUUCAGCCAGCUUGUCUGCCAGCUUUUGACCAGCAAUUUUCCCAAGGAGCCAAAUGCUGCACCACAGGUUUUGGCACCACUGAGGCAGGAUCAGGCACUGUCUCCAGAGAUCUGAUGGAAGUGACUGUGGACAUCAUUAGUACACAAGUGUGUAACAACCCCAGUGUGUAUGGAGGCGCCGUGAACAAGAACAUGCUCUGUGCUGGGGACCUGAAAGGGGGAAAAGACUCCUGUCAGGGUGACAGUGGUGGACCUCUGGUGUGUCAGGGAGAGAACCGUUGGUACCUGGCGGGGCUCACCAGCUGGGGAGCCGGCUGUGGUGAAAGAAACAAGCCUGGCGUUUACACCAAAGUCACCAGUGUGCUGCCCUGGAUAUACAGCAAAAUGCAGCAAAUGAGGCUGUGAUGUCCCUUUGUCUCCUGCCAGCGACCUACUUUCCCUUUUACCCAAUGAACUAUGAAGUCGUCUCAGAGAGAUGGAUGGAUUUACACGUAGAAGAAUGAAUUGAUGAAGAGAUACUGAUGGAAAGACAGACUGAUGAAAGGUUGCACACUGGUUUUGGGGAGUAGUAGCAUGAAGAACUCAGGACUUCUGUCUUGGUGUUGGUGUUGCUCCAUAGAAAUUCAUCAUCUGUCAUGUGACUGUA